AGUCUUCUCAUAUAUUAUCGUAUUACAGUGGAUAUAUUUAUUUGUAUAGCCUGUAAUUCCAGCACUUGGAAAGACCAGGAGUUCAAGACCAGCCUCUGCUAUGUAGUUAGUAGUUAGGAAGCCAGCUUGGGCUGUUAGGAGAGCGCAUCCAGGACACCCCAAAACCCAUUAUUCGGGUUUGAGACUGACUCCGACCCUUGAGAGCUAUCCAGAAUUUAGAAAUUUAGAGGAAAUUUUGGAGCAUUGAAAGAGUUAAAAUAGAGAAAAUUUUACAGAUUUCAUUUAUGCCUCUGGGAGUAUGGGGGAAACAAGGUGACAUUCUGGCAGCCUCGUAUUUAGGCAAGUCCGCUGGCCUCUAUUAGGCCCUGGUUCUAGCUUCUACAAGAGAAAAGUCCACCUAGAGGAAGAAAGAUAGUAAAUGUGAAUGGGGGAAAGUUCAACCCUUACCUACCUGCAUCAGCCCGUCCCUACGAUUGUCAGCACUGAGCAGGGAAAAGGGACCUCUUAUUCUCGUGACUAUUUCUACAAGAUCGAGAGGGUUCCCGCAGCCCCGGUAUGUGGAAGGCAGCCAGGCAUCCCUUCUCGCCCCGAAGCCAUCCCCGCCUUCCUGGCCUGUCACCCGCACAGCUGGAACGCCGGCGGGUUCUGCAGCAACGGCAGCUCCGGAACUGCCGGCCUCCGCGUCCGCAGCGCCGCCGCCAGCCAGGCUGGAGCCAAGUCUGACCCCAGCGUCUGACCCCAGCUUAUCCAGGAACAAUGCAAACAGAGAGGAGCAUCCAGAGUUUGGGCAGCAGGUACAGGCAAAUCCCCUUUGCGUAUGAUGUCAAGCGACACGUGUACAAUGAGGAGAAUUUCCAGCAGGAACACAAGAGGAAGGCCCCCUCUACCGGAAACUUGGACGUCAACAUCACCACUUUCAAGCACCAUGUCCAGUGUCGAUGCUCAUGGCACAAAUUCCUACGAUGCAUGCUUACAGUCUUUCCCUUCCUGGAGUGGAUGUGUUUGUAUCGAUUCAAGGACUGGCUUCUUGGAGACUUACUUGCUGGAUUAAGUGUUGGUCUUAUUCAGGUUCCCCAAGGGCUGACACUGAGUUUGCUGACAAGGCAACUGGUUCCUCCCCUCAAUGUCACUUACUCUGCCUUCUGCUCGUCAGUUAUUUAUGUAAUACUUGGAUCAUGCCAUCAAAUGUCCAUUGGCCCCUUUUUCCUUAUGAGUGCUCUGAUGAUCAAUGUCCUGAAGGAGAGACCAUUCAACAAUGGUCACCUGAUCAUGGGAAGUUUUGUCAAGGAUGACUUUUCUAAUCCCAACUUCUACGUAAACUAUAAUAGCUCCUUAAGCGUGGUGGCAACUACAACCUUCCUGACUGGAAUUAUUCAGCUGUCAAUGGGUGUGCUAGGCAUGGGCUUCGUGACCACGUAUCUUCCUGAGGCUGCGAUCAGCGCCUACCUGGCUGCUGUGGCCCUGCACAUCAUACUGGCCCAGUUGACAUGCAUCUUUGGGAUUAUGAUCAGUUUUCACGCUGGUCCCAUCUCCUUCUUCUAUAACCUAAUCAACUACUGCAUCUCGCUCCCCAAGGCGAACUCCACCAGCAUUCUGUUGUUCCUUACCGCCGUGGUGGCCCUGAGAGUCAACAAGUGCAUCCGCAUCUCCUUCAACCGCUACCCCAUCCAGUUCCCCAUGGAGCUCUUCCUGAUUCUCGGCUUCACUGUACUUACAAACAAGAUAAGCAUGGCUACAGAAAACAGCAAGGUGUUGAUUAACAUGAUUCCUUACAGCUUUGUGCUCCCCGAGACUCCAGAGUUUGGUGUUCUUCACAGUAUUAUUUCACAAGCCAUAUCUCUAUCGCUAGUGAGUGCCUUUCUGCUCAUAUCUCUGGGCAAGAAGAUUGCCAGAUACCAUAACUACAGAGUCAAUUCCAACCAGGAUUUAAUAGCCAUCGGCCUUUGCAACGUGGUCAGCUCCUUUUUCAGAUCUUAUGUGUUUACGGGUGCUUUGGCCAGGACUAUUAUCCAAGACAAAUCUGGAGGAAGACAGCAGUUUGCAUCUCUGGUAGGUGCAGGUGUGAUGCUGCUCCUGAUGGUGAAGAUAGGAAACUUCUUCCACAAUCUGCCCAAUGCCGUGCUGGCAGGAAUCAUCCUGAGCAAUGUGGUGCCCUACCUUGAGACCAUUUACCACUUACCCGGUCUGUGGAGGCAGGACCAGUAUGACUGUGUCAUUUGGAUGGUGACAUUCUUCUCUGCGAUUUUCCUGGGACUAGACCUUGGACUACUUAUUUCACUCGUCUUUGCUUUCUUCGUCAUCACUGCUCGUUCGCACAGAACGAAGCUCCUCGUCUUGGGUCAAAUCCCCAACACCAACAUCUAUAGGAGCAUCAACGAAUACCGGGAGGUGGUGUUCAUCCCUGGGGUGAAGAUCUUGCAGUGUUGCAACUCCAUCACCUUUGUCAAUGUGUAUGACCUAAAGCACAAGCUGUUAAAAGAGGUCAAUAUGGUAAAGACGCCUCUUAAAGAAGAAGAAAUUUUCACUCUGUUUCAUGAAAGUGAAACCAAUGUAUCGGAACACAAAAUAUGUAGGUGUUUCUGCGACUGUGAAGAGCUGGUGCCGGAGAGCAGGAUUGUCUACACAGAGCGAUAUGAAAACAAACAGGAGCGGGGCUAUUCCUCCACUAACGUGAUCCACUGCUCCUACCUGGGCAAUGCAGAGUCGAGCCCGAGCACCUCUGAAGACCCUGUCCCCUACACAGUGUCUUCCACAUCACAGAGAAAUCUGGGGCAGAACUACGAUGACAUGGAGAAAACCUGGGUGUCCAACAACCCCUCAAGAAACAAUUCACUACCGCCGCCUGAAACCACGGAAAGCUUAGCACAGAGCAAAUCCGUCAUCCUGCCUUACUCAGAUACGGCUCUGCAGAUGAAUAGCCACACCGUCAUUCUGGACUUUUCCAUGGUGCACUAUGUGGAUACUCGGGCUUCGGUUGUGCUGAGGCAGAUGUGCAAUGCUUUCUACAAUGCCAACAUUUUGGUGCUCAUCUCAGGGUGUCACACCUCUGUGGUCAAGUCAUUCGAGAAGAAUAAUUUCUUUGACGAAGGCAUCACAAAGUCCCAGCUCUUCCUCAGCCUCCAUGACGCUGUGCUGUUUGCCCUGUCAAGGAAGCCGCCCGAGCCCUCGGAGUUAAGCGCAGAUGCAACUGAGACAGUGAUGCAGGAAACCUACUCAGAAUCAGACAAGAACGGCAAUCUGAGACAUAAGACGGGUAGCAGCGCCAUAGAAGGUUCUCAGCAUGUGAAUCCCAACUACGGCAAGACCCGUAAGCCCCUUCAGGAUGACUUGGACUUUGACCUGAAUCCCAUGCUGACUUCUGGGCAGAGCAGUGGGAUGGCUCUCAACCUGGACCUGGACCUGGAGUCAGAGCUAGACCCUGAAUCCGAAAUAGAGUCUGAGAUGCAAACCAAGCCUGAGCUGGAGUCAGAGUUUGAGACAGAUGCCCAGACAGAGCUUGAUAUAGAGGAGGAGACGGAGCCAGAGCCAGAGCCAGAUUUAGGGAGAGGGAAGAGGCCCCGGCCUAAGACCAGGACAAGGGCUUCCAGCCCCUGGCGGAACUACUUGAGUGCUUAUCGCUUUGGGUCUUCAGGCUCCCAGUCUCGAGCUCCUCCUCAGACUCGUUCAGCAGAGAAGAAACAGCCACGUACUUAUCCAAACUCCUAAGGCAAAGAGGACGCGUGGUAGGUGAAGUGGAAAUAGAUAGCAAAUCCUUCCUGCCCGUAGGGCAUCACUCCGCAUGAGAUCUAGACCGGCACCAGCCAUCAGUCUGUGACCCACCUCCUGCUGACUUCCUCCUCUGGAUUCUGGGGUCACAUCAAGGUGCACAGUUGUCUCUGAGCUCUGUCUCCAGGCUUCCCAGCUUUGACCUUCAGCAGAUUUCCAGGGAAGGCUCCCCUGCACAUACUCCAGGCCUCUGGGAACUGUGUAGAUUGUAUCUACCUUCCCUUCUCAUCUCUGUUUCCCUUUCUCCAAAGAAAUGAGGCUGGAAUAAAGUAUGUGAC
Psammomys obesus (fat sand rat) is the source of this 4043-nucleotide messenger RNA. RefSeq names its product solute carrier family 26 member 8 (gene Slc26a8). Bases 757 to 3705 code for a protein of 982 amino acids. Lineage: Eukaryota; Metazoa; Chordata; Mammalia; Rodentia; Muridae. Gene Ontology annotation, molecular function: chloride transmembrane transporter activity; bicarbonate transmembrane transporter activity; sulfate transmembrane transporter activity. Gene Ontology annotation, cellular component: membrane. Gene Ontology annotation, biological process: response to parathyroid hormone; transmembrane transport. The record is from RefSeq and is a predicted model, not a curated record. The transcript has 20 exons.